Messenger RNA from Paramacrobiotus metropolitanus, 2161 nucleotides. Its product is annotated as glucosidase 2 subunit beta-like. Bases 325 to 1872 code for a protein of 515 amino acids. Gene Ontology annotation, molecular function: protein binding. The transcript has 5 exons. NCBI's taxonomy places the organism in Eukaryota, Metazoa, Tardigrada, Eutardigrada, Parachela, Macrobiotidae. Gene Ontology annotation, biological process: N-glycan processing. Gene Ontology annotation, cellular component: glucosidase II complex. The record is from RefSeq and is a predicted model, not a curated record.
UGUAUUCGUUACAAAUACCUGCAAUACUACCUCAUCCAUUUCAAAAUUGUGAUUUUUUUAGUAUCGGGUUUGGCUUUAUGGUUCUUGGAUGUCUCUGAAUUACAUAUAAUUCCCCUAGAAAGUUAUCCGUUCUGUAUUUUGCAGGGUUAUCGUCUGUUAGACUAUACUGCACUAACAGCAAAGUCGUUUGCUUGCAGCCUGCAGAUGUGAUGUUCAGCAAACUCUUUCGGAGGCUGCAGAGUACAGUGGGAUAGUUUUUAUGUUUUCGCACUGUUAAUUUUGGCCGGUGGUUUCGUUGGAAUUGUUAAAACUUGCAACGUCAGGAUGAAGAAUUUUUUGCCCGUUUUUUUAUUUGCUUUAUUUAAAGUUUCCGUGAUUCUAUCAGAUACCCAAGUCUUACGGCCUCGUGGAGUGCCUCUUACCAAAGCCGCCUUAUAUGAUGGAUCUAAGCCUUUUACUUGUUUUGAUGGAUCAAACCAGAUUCCCUUUGCUUAUAUUAAUGAUGACUUUUGCGACUGCCACGAUGCAUCGGAUGAGCCUGGCACAUCGGCGUGUGCUCAAGGAUUUUUUCAUUGUACAAAUAGAGGCUAUCGGUCCAUUGAUAUUCCUUCCGGUCGUGUUAACGACGGAAUUUGUGAUUGUUGUGAUGGAAGUGAUGAAUACGAUGAAACCAAAGUUUCAUGCUCCAAUACAUGCUUGGAAAUGGGAAAAGCCAUGCGCGAGGAAGCUGAACGACAACGAGAACUCAUGCGAUCUGGUUUCAAAAAGCGACAGGAGAUGAUCGAUUCAGUAAAGAAUCGCAAGGCCGAAAAAACUGCUGCUUUCGCCAAUCUGGAACUCCAGGUUAAAGACUUGGAGCCACAAAAAGAGCAGCUGCAGAAAGAAAAAGAAGCUGCGGAAGAGCUAGAAAAGGUAGCCAAGGACAAACACAGGGAUGCGUGGGAAGCGUUCAAGAAGGAACGAGACGAGACGCGAGAACGAGCUGCCGCUGAGGAAUCCUUUAAAUUCUUCUCUCCGGAUCAGAGCCCAUUAACCGCGGAAGGUUUAUUAUCAAAACUAGUUAAAGAAGGAGAAAAUCUAAGCGAUGACCUGCAGCAGUUCAUUAAGGGACUGUCGAAUGUGGACUUCGAGAGUUAUCUCACCUCAGUAUGGCCGAAAAUUAAAGAUACCUACAAAAGCGUCCAAGCGUCGCUCUCAGAAGCAACAACAGCUUCCCCUGUAGUGCCAACCGAAGUAGCCCCGGAAGCAGAAAAGGAUGAUCACUUAAUGGAUCCGUAUGACGAAGAAGAGCGGGAAGCGGAAGAUGACCACGCAUACCAUCCAGAAGACAGUGCCGCACUAUCGCCCGAUGAAGACAAAAUGCCGGAUUACAGUCCUGAAACUCGCCAGUUGAUUGAUACCGCCGAGAAAGCUCGGAAGGAUUUUACAGAAUUUGAUCUGCGUGUUUUUAAGCUAAACGAGGAGAAAACUGCGAUUAAGAAAUGGCUGGACAACGAUUAUGGGCCGGAUUUUGUUUUUGCUGCUUUGGAGGACACAUGUCACGAGUACACAGACCGCGAAUACACAUACAAGUUGUGCCCGUUUGAUAGAGUAACGCAGAAAUCCAAGGAUGGUGGUAGUGAAACCGGGCUGGGUAAAUGGGGCAACUGGGAGAAUGGAUAUAAGGAAAUGAAGUAUACGGACGGUGCCAGGUGCUGGAAUGGUCCGGCUAGAAGUACGAAAGUUAUUCUGGAAUGUGGCGGAGAAAAUCAGCUGAUUUCCGCAUCGGAACCAAAUCGUUGUGAAUACCAGAUGACGUUCCGUACACCGGCUGUGUGCACGGAACCAACCCAAAACGGCACGGAACAUCUAGGACUUCAUGACGAACUUUGAUCGCGUGCAUCGCUUUAAUGAAAAUUUAAUGCAUUUUGUUUGUUUUUUAUUUAAGUUGUUGUUCGAUUCCAUUGAGCUUUCAUAUGAUUCGCAUAAAUUUCAUACUUUGAGAUCUUUUAUGAUGUGCGUAAGAAUAUCCAAUGAAUUCCCAUCUGCUACUUGGAAGUACGGGUUUUUUAUAGAACUUCCGCGUACCUGAUGUUUUUGCUAACUUAUUUCCGAAUUUUGUAAACAUUGUUCACCUUUCGUUAGUCACAAAAAUGCAUUCCGGAUAAAUCGAUUGCUGUUG